GCACUGGGAGUCAGUAAACUCAGUGCCGGCCUUAACGUUAGUAUCGCUGCGGAACGCCGAUCUCGACGGUCACAUGCAGCUGCAGUUCCGUUCUAUCGUGAAUUAAAUCGUCAGUAAAGUGUAACGAGUGUUGUUUUUAUUUUUAAUAGAUUAAUUAGAUAAUAAAGUGAAGUGUCUUAAUUAUUAAUUAUUAUUAACAAGUGUUUGUAAUUUUACUCCAAACUCAAAAAUGUAAACAAUCAAUUUAAGAUUGUCAUACCGAUUUUAUCCACGGAUUAUUAUUAUUAUUAUAAUUAGUUAGACAAUUAGUGAAUUAAUUUGAAAAAAAGUGUAGAAAUUUUUUUAAAAUAUAAUGGAGUAUUUCUCACUGGAUGCUUACCGGUCGUGUACUUAAGACCUUUCACGUUCGGAGCAGCGAGGAUCGAACCGGUCUGACCGAAGGCCAUAAUAUAACCAUAGUACAGGCAUAAGUUGUAUUAUAUCGCGAACGUAAUAGCGGAACAUCGGACUCUUCUCACGACUCAAAAAGUAGAAUUAGAAAAAAUAAAGUUGGUAAAAUAUCGAGAAAUCGGUCCAGAGAGUCAGAAUGGAAGACGAAUUGCGAUGUCCUACCUGCAAGGAACUAUUUAGCGAUCCCGUUCUUUUGCCUUGUUGGCAUGCACUGUGUUUAUCAUGUGCAGUAAAUCUCCAAGCUCCGCCAGAUUCGCCUCCAGAAUCAACAACCGACUGCUCAAAUGCGCCCGGCUCUGACCAGGAGGCCGACAAAGUGUCCAUACUUUCAGAAACGGAUUCUGGAGUUGUUUGCAGCAGCACGUCAACAUCAUCCAGACCCGGAAGUUACGUCGGUACUCCGGGAAAUGGAGGGUGUUUUCCGCCUUCUGGAGGCACACUCUGUCUCUCCUGUCCGGUUUGCCACAAAAGUGUGUAUUUUGACGAGGGCGGUGCCCAUAAUUUGCCAAAAUAUCGGGCAAUGCAGAGAAUUGUCGAAAAGUAUCAGGAGGCAAGAAAUGUCAGGCUACUGUGUCAGAUGUGUGAGGGCGAACCCAGAGAAGCUACAGUCGCCUGCGAACAGUGCGAGGUACUUUAUUGUGACGGAUGCAGGGAGUCGUGUCACCCAAAAAGGGGACCACUAGCAGCCCACAAUUUAGGCCCACCACGUGCCAGCUGGCAGAGCAGUGUUGGUAAUAAAGGUGGCACACGCAGCUUGAGUUCUGAUGGGGCACCAAUUUGCGCCGAUCACAAUACAGAGUCUGUCAGCCUCUAUUGUGCUCUCUGUAAGAUUGCAGCUUGUUCCCUAUGCCUACGGGAUCGUCAUACAGCUCAUCCUCAUGAUGUACUACCACUCGCCGCAGCGUGUAAAGCCCAAAAGACAGAGCUGUCGCAAAAUCUGCAACAGCUUUCGGAGCGCGCCCGUUCUACGACAGAAUUCAUCCAGCGACUCAAAGGAAUGACGGAUAAAGUACACGAGGAAUGUGCAGCCCUAGAAGACGAAGUGGAAGACAGAGUCGCAAGUUUAUUGAAUAUGCUCCAAGCAAGAAAGUCCCGUCUAAUCGAGGCUGCACGACAAACCCGAGACGCAAGAGUUAGAUCACUGCGAGAUCAAGUUGCAAGAUGCGCAACUCAUCUUCAGGGAACGACAGCUCUGCUAACGUUUUGCAUCGAAGCCCUGAAGGAGACCGACAGCUCGGCAUUCCUCCAGAUUGGUGGGAUGUUAUCUAUGAGAGCUUCCAGCGCUGCCGGGUCCUGGGGCGCUGCUGAAGGCGUGCAGGAGAUGGCUCGGCUGCCUCUUCUUGAUCUCACCCUCGAUGACAAGCCCGUCAGACGGGCCAUUGAUCAACUGACCUUUGUUCAGCUGAAACCAAUGGAAGGAGAGGAUCAAUAUCCCACCGCAGCUCCAGGAGCCCCAGUGUUGAUCCCCGAAGAAUGCAGUGCAGAAAACAACAGCGUGACAGUGGCAUGGCAACCGCCAGGUGGUCAUGGAGUUGGAUGUGGUCAGCGGGCUCCGGCAAUCGAAGGCUAUCUGUUGGAGCUUGACGACGGAUGCGGUGGAGAGUUUAGGGAAGUUUACUGUGGACGUGAAACUAUCUGCACCGUAGAUGGUCUUCACUUCAAUUCACUUUAUAAUGCAAGAGUCAGAGCGUUCAAUAGCGCUGGCGAGGGAGAUUACUCUGAGCUCAUUGGUCUUCAAACUGCUGAAUUGGCAUGGUUUUCAUGGGCAACUGGCGCACCGGGAGUUCCUCAAGAGGUUUCAAUUUCCGAAGACGCAAUGAGUGCGUCCUGCGAAGGGUAUGAGCAUCGCGUUGUACUGUCAAGCGUCGGAUUCUCCCGUGGUGUCCAUUACUGGGAGCUGACUAUCGACCGGUAUCACAGUGACACUGAUCCAGCCUUCGGAAUAGCUCGUGCUGAUGUGUCACGCGAUAAAAUGUUGGGCAAAGAUGACAAGGGUUGGAGCAUGUACAUAGACCGUCAAAGAUCGUGGUUUAUGCACGCUGGCGGUCAUGCCCAAAGGACCGAGGGUGGCGUACAGCAGGGCUCGACUGUUGGUGUGCUCUUGGAUCUCGAUUCGACCCACACUCUUCGGUUCUUCGUAAACGACCAACCGCAGGGUGGAAUCGCCUUUCGUGAUCUCUACGGGGUCUUCUAUCCGGCUGUAAGCCUAAAUCGCGGCGUCACUGUCACUCUCCACACGGCAAUCGAUCCCCCCCGACAUCUCCUCGCCCUUCAUGAUGAGUAUGUCUGCGAUAUUGUCCAGAGCUAGGGGUACCUUACUGUCCUCAAGAAAGGCCUGCUCUCCAAUCAAGAAAAUGGAAAUGGUAAUGGAACUCACGGUGAACAUGACAGACCCAAGGAUCACGGUGAGCCCAACCAGAUGCUUGAGAAAAUAAUCGAAGAAAGUCCUACGGAAAUUAAUUAAUAUUAAUUAUCAUUAGUAAAUAUAUUAUCCAUUUUUUUUCAGUCCCACAUGAAAGAAAA
Cotesia glomerata is the source of this 2973-nucleotide messenger RNA. It is a transcript of the gene Trim9, whose product is annotated as E3 ubiquitin-protein ligase TRIM9. NCBI's taxonomy places the organism in Eukaryota, Metazoa, Arthropoda, Insecta, Hymenoptera, Braconidae. The record is from RefSeq and is a predicted model, not a curated record. Gene Ontology annotation, molecular function: zinc ion binding; protein binding. The coding region runs from base 587 to 2758 and encodes 723 amino acids. The transcript has 9 exons.